Molecule: messenger RNA, 342 nt
Organism: Trichomonas vaginalis G3
Lineage: Eukaryota; Parabasalia; Trichomonadida; Trichomonadidae
Product: organellar and viral DNA polymerase type B
Exons: 1
Source: RefSeq, a predicted model, not a curated record
AUGAUUUCAACAAUCGGCACAACAACAAUUCAAACAACAACAGCACCAAACUCGUUAGUUAUGAAUCCAACAUCUAUGUUAGUAGAGAUGAAAAGCUUCAUUCCUUCUUCAUAUACUUUCGAAACAGAAAUCCAGAAGAUAAAGCAGGAACUGUUAACAGGUAGUUUAGACUGUAGUGCGAAAGAUGAAACAAAUGAACAGUAUCUUUAUGACAUGCAGGAUAUUAUUGACCAUUUACCCAAAUUGCCUGAAAUCCAACAGCAAAAACUAACUAUUCCUGAAUUUGACGAAAUAGAAGUCAAAGCAACUGACUCGGUAGAAAUAAAGAAGUUCAUACGUAAG